Pistacia vera is the source of this 938-nucleotide messenger RNA. Its product is annotated as ethylene-responsive transcription factor 13-like. The record is from RefSeq and is a predicted model, not a curated record. The transcript has a single exon. Bases 53 to 610 code for a protein of 185 amino acids. Gene Ontology annotation, molecular function: DNA binding; DNA-binding transcription factor activity. Lineage: Eukaryota; Viridiplantae; Streptophyta; Magnoliopsida; Sapindales; Anacardiaceae. Gene Ontology annotation, biological process: regulation of DNA-templated transcription; ethylene-activated signaling pathway.
AAAUCCAAACAAAUACAAACCCUAGCUGGCUAUCUUUACUUUACAUCCAGAAAUGUAUGAAGUCAUGAAUAGUUCAGAUUCUGACAUGGCUCUUUUAGAUUCCAUUCGUAAUUUUCUCCUCGCUGAUGAUUGUUAUGAAUCUCCUGACAAUGCUCAAUCGUUUUACAACCCCAGUUCAAGCUUGAGUGGUAGUCUCUUUAUGACGGAGAACUGGAGUGAUCUUUUGCAGGCAGCAAACUUCGGUUUGUCUUCAAACGUAAUGUCUGUGAAAAAAGAGCAAAUAGAACGGGCCACUGAUGUUGCGGAUGUGCGUUUAUCACACGCUCCUUCUAGAGGAAUGGGUUACAGGGGCGUUAGGAGAAGGCCGUGGGGCAAGUACGCGGCGGAGAUGAGGGACCCACAGAAAAAUGGAGCUAGAAUAUGGCUUGGAACUUACGAGACGGCUGAGGAUGCUGCGCUGGCUUAUGAUCAAGCUGCUUUUGAGAUGCGCGGUGCCAAAGCCAAGCUAAAUUUUCCUAACUUGAUCGGCUCGGCUAACAUUGACCCGGUUAGAGUGAAUCGGAGACGGCGUUCUCCAGAGCCCCUCUUCAUCGUCAUCCGCGUCAGAUAGUGGCUCUCCUAACCCUAAGAGAAGAAUAAACGAGACUAGCACAGUUACCAUUGGUGGUCAGUUUGUGAUUCAGUGGCAGUAAAUCAGUGAUUAAGUGUUCUGAAUAACUCACGGAAUUUAAAAUUUUUGACGUGUUGUAAUUACCGAACUUAAUCACUAUAGAUUAUUAAAUCCCCAUUUUGUGAAAGUAAAACGUGUUAAAUUUCAAUCUUGCCAUGUCCAGCGUGGUCACGGAAAGCUCCAGCUUGUCGCGUUUGGCUCGUUCUCAUGUCCUUCGUACAAAAAUUUGGUGUAAAAUUUCGAUAUCUGUUACAUUAUUCUUUCAUAA